Molecule: messenger RNA, 1478 nt
Organism: Drosophila grimshawi
Lineage: Eukaryota; Metazoa; Arthropoda; Insecta; Diptera; Drosophilidae
Gene: Wnt10
Product: protein Wnt-10b
Biological process (GO): multicellular organism development; neuron differentiation; canonical Wnt signaling pathway
Cellular component (GO): extracellular region
Molecular function (GO): frizzled binding; cytokine activity
Source: RefSeq, a predicted model, not a curated record
AUGACUGCGUGGCAAGCAACAACAGAACAACAACAACAACAACAACAGCAAUUGCAACAGCAACCAGCAUGCAACAACAGCAACACAGGAAACAACUUGGUUGCCGCACAGUUGCCGUCGCGUCAUUCCCAUUUGCAUUUAAUUGUUGUGAUUAUCUUGGCUUGCUGCACACGCUGGCUGUAUGGCUUGCCAGACGGACGCGCCACAUGCCGCUCUGUGCCUGGUCUGACCAAGGAUCAGGUGGAGCUAUGCUACAAGGCAAGUGAUGUAACAGCUGCUGCUCUGGAGGGCCUGGAUAUGGCCAUACGUGAAUGUCAGAUACAGUUUCAGUGGCAUCGUUGGAACUGCUCGUCGCUGAGCACGAAGAGUCGGAAUCCGCAUGCAUCCAAUCUGCUAACGAAAGGCUAUCGGGAAAGCGCUUUUGCCUUUGCAAUUUCAGCGGCCGGGGUGGCCCACAGUGUGGCGCGCGCCUGCAGUCAAGGCCGUUUGAUGUCCUGCGGCUGUGAUCCGACCAUCAAUCGCAAGACACUCAACAAGAAUCUGCGCCAGUCGCUCGACAAGGAGAAGAAACAAUUUCUUCAGUAUCUCGAAACGAAUCAAAUCCUAACGCCCGAGGAGGAAAAGAAAUAUGAACGCUCCAAAAUCGCCAGUCGCUGGAAAUGGGGCGGAUGCUCCCACAACAUGGACUUUGGCGUGGAAUACUCCAAGUUGUUUCUCGAUUGCCGUGAAAAGGCUGGCGACAUACAAUCCAAAAUUAAUCUGCACAACAACCAAGCUGGUCGAAUGGCCGUGUCGAACAAUAUGGAGUUUCGUUGUAAGUGCCACGGUAUGUCUGGCAGUUGCCAGCUGAAGACCUGCUGGAAAUCAGCGCCCGAUUUUCACAUUGUGGGCAAAGUGCUGAAGCAUCAAUUUCGCAAGGCCAUUCUAGUGGAUCAGUCCAAUCUGGGCAACGGUGAGCCGGUCGUGGUGCUGAAGCGAUCACGCAAUAAGAAAUCAAAUGGAGGCAAUGGCAACGGUGGCUCUUCCGAUAUCGCAGCCACCGAUGUGUCUGGAACAAUGUCGGGUGGUGACAACCACCGUGAUCUGGACACCGAUCGAGGCACACGCCAACCCAAUUCAGAUAAGAAUGCGGCCCGCAUGGCCCGCAAGCUGGAGACGUCGCUCUUCUAUUAUCAGCGCUCGCCGAACUUUUGCGAACGUGAUCUGAGUGCAGAUAUACAGGGUACAGUGGGUCGCAGAUGUAAUCGGAACACGACAACUAGCGAUGGCUGCACCUCCCUGUGCUGUGGGCGUGGCUACAGCCAAGUCAAGGAACGACGCGCCGAACGCUGUCGCUGUAAAUUUCAAUGGUGCUGUAGUGUCGAGUGCGAGGAAUGCCAUGUGGAGGAAUGGAUAAGCGUGUGCAAUUGAGAAACGGAUUAGUGGACGCUAUGAGAACUGAUAAAAGACUUCUCUUCAAUUAGCGACAGCAGCUAAAA